AUGGCUUAUAUAAAAUGUAAAGUUUGGCAUUUUCAGAAAGAUGAUGAUAUAGAUCUAAAAAGUCACCACAAAGCAAUAAAAGCAGGAUGUAGGUUCUAUACAGUCAAGGCAUUGAUAGAUACAUCAUCUAGUAGAAAUAAAAUUCGAAAAAGCUUGGUUGAUAAGCUUGAAAUGGAGUACACUAAAUAUAAAGAAGAAAACAGAUUGGAAUGUCUAGAUUUAUCUUUCCGAUACAAGGAGGAAGAUAGGUUAGUAUCUACUAAUGGUGAUGAUGUUUUUAAUGAUUUCGUGGUUAUUGAAAAGCUGAAAGCAGACCUUGUAUUAGGAUUACCAUGCGUAGGAUUUAGUAAUAAAGCAUUAGAACUGAUAGCAGGUUCAUACUCGAAUCUGAAGUAUCUCAAUCUGUGCGAUGAUCGGUCAGAUGGCUUUAGGGGCUUUCGUGCUCGAGAGGUGGAUGAUGAAGGUCUAACUGCAAUUGCAGAUUCAUGUCAUAAAUUAGAAUAUCUAAAUAUUUCUAAUCGCACAGAGUUUUCUGAAAUAUCAAUUUGUAAUGUUAUUCGUUCUUACCCAAGGCUCCAACAACUCGACCUUAGCUAUUGUAAAAUUACCGAUGUGACUAUCAAAAAAAUUGCUAGAUCGUAUCUUAAUUUAAAAUAUCUUAAUCUGGAAGGGUGUUAUAAAAUUAGCAAAGAAGCUGUGGAUCAGCUCGUUUCACUUAAUCCAAAUAUUCAUGUUGAGAAUUUCAUGGAAACUUUGCACAGCGCCUUUCGGCUAGCACCCCCUUUUAUUAACCCACUUAGGGCUUAUCAUAUUUAUCAACAAAAUAUUCAGGAUUUGAUAGGAUCGAUCCCUGACAGGUUAGAAGGAUACGAAACAGAAAGACUUAUCAAUUUUUUGUGGGAAGAUUCUGAAUUAAGUCAUAUAGAACUUGGUGAUGGCUUUUUUACGAGACUUGAGGGGGAAAAUAUUACCGGUCAUUUAUUUCUCAAGUUAACCAGACAGGAAUUUAGAGAAUUCGGAAUGGGAUUGAGGCCAGCAUUGGAGCUUGAGGACUACAUUAAGAAGCUGUGUGACAACAUCCCCGUAGACCAGCAAAAGUUUAGCUUUGUGGACUUCAAGUUUAAAGACAUAUUAGGUGAAGGUCGCAGUGGUAAAACGCUCCUAUGUGAGUUUCGUGGUGAGACUAUCGCUUUGAAGAGCGUUGAUUUAUCAAAAGUCCCACCAUACGUCCUGGAAGAAAUGCAAAAAGAAGUCGAGAUUUAUAAAGAUCUAGAUGAUAUUCAAGGCAAGUAUAUCCCAAAGUUGAUCUGUUAUGGAUAUUACGAAGGAGGGAUGAGCUUCGUUAUCAGCAUGACCAUUGUCGGCACUUCGUUGAGCGAGCAAAAAAUAAAGAAACAGCAAAAGACAAGGGCUAUUAAGGGAUUAGAAGCGAUUCACAAGCAUGGCAUCCUCCACAAUGACAUUCGGGAGGAAAACAUCUUAAUUAAUGACAACGGUGACAUCUACCUGAUUGACUUCGGGAUGGCAAGUUGA
Funneliformis geosporum is the source of this 1533-nucleotide messenger RNA. The record is from the annotation of a GenBank genome assembly. Lineage: Eukaryota; Fungi; Glomeromycota; Glomeromycetes; Glomerales; Glomeraceae.